Messenger RNA from Lactuca saligna, 468 nucleotides. The record is from the annotation of a GenBank genome assembly. Lineage: Eukaryota; Viridiplantae; Streptophyta; Magnoliopsida; Asterales; Asteraceae.
AUGACAACAAUUGAUCCCAAAGUUAAAAUUGAGAAGUUGUUAACGAAAGCGGGUGCAGGUCCUUCGAAAAAGUCUAGGACCACAAGGAAGCCUGAGAUUAUCAUUCCUAGGAAAACUGUUAAAGAAAUGAUGACAUUAACAUCUUCAAAGGCGAAGGUUGAUGACAUAGUUUCAAAAGAUGUUGUAAAACCUGUUGAACCAGUUGUUACAGAGCCAACUUCAGUAACCAUUCCUUUGAAGACAGGAGUUUUUCAUAAAUUAAAGUUGAAUUAUGGUGGUUCUCCUACUUCGAAUGUGGUUCUCAAGCCUCAUCUUACUCACCAAGGAUCACAAGCAGACAUGGGAGGAGGAAGUUCGACUUCGAAUUUUGAAAUGGAUGCGUUAAUGAAAGAUUUUUUAGGCCAGAAUGAUGAGUCGAGUGUCUGGAAUGAUCAGAGACUCAGAAUCCAGAAUCCUGGAGAGGAUUAA